This is a messenger RNA of Linum trigynum, 2062 nucleotides long. Lineage: Eukaryota; Viridiplantae; Streptophyta; Magnoliopsida; Malpighiales; Linaceae. The record is from the annotation of a GenBank genome assembly.
GUUCCCAGAAAACAUCAAAUUGAAAAAGAAAAAAGCACAUUUCCUUUCAGUUUUGCUGGAUAAUCCCUUCUUCCUUCCCAACCUCACUUUCCCUCCUCACCGGCUCCCAAGUCCCACCCAGUAUUCUCCUCUUCGCUUGAAAAACCAAAAACCAAACGAAGAACGGAGAAAAGGGAAAAUGCAAUCCACCAUGAGCUGAGUACAGAGAUUCCAUUAGCUUGCUCCAAAUCUCCCUCUGAAAUUCCUGCCGUCUUUAAUCGUUUUUCGCUGCUCACGUUGCAAAGCUGAGAUACGCAGAAUCAACAGUGAAAACAUGGCGGCAGUCACUUCAGUCUCCUUCUCCCCGGCGAUGGGUCACUCUUCCGCUGACGGAAGGUCUUCCUCCUCAUCUUCUUCCUCCGCUCGCUCUCUAGCUUUCUCCACAUGCGAAGCGUUCCGUUUCCGAACUUUCCCUUCUGCUCACGUUCGUGGCUCUACCUCCUCGACCUCUGGCUUCGUCAUCCGUUGCAUGUCCAGUUCUACAGAUUUGCCGACUGUGGCCCAAACCAAGUUGAAUUUUCUCAAAGCUUACAAGAAACCAAUCCCUAGCAUCUACAACAAUGUUCUCCAGGAGCUGAUUGUGCAGCAACAUUUGAUUAAGUACAAGAAGACAUACUGUUAUGACCCCGUGUUUGCCCUAGGCUUUGUCACUGUUUAUGAUAAGCUCAUGGAAGGAUACCCGAGCGACGAGGACCGCGAAAUCAUUUUCCAAGCAUACAUCAGGGCCUUGCAAGAGGAGCCAGAACAAUACAGAAAUGAUGCUACGAAGCUCGAGGAGUGGGCAAGAACUCAGACAUCUGCUUCACUGGUCGAGUUUCCUUCGAGAGAAGGUGAAGUGGAGAGUAUGUUGAAAGAUAUCGCAGAAAGAGCUGGCGCUGGUAAAUUUAGCUACAGCCGUUUCUUUGCUGUCGGGCUUUUCCGCCUGCUCGAGCUUUCCAAUGCAACUGACCCCACUGUAUUGGACAAGCUUUGCGCAGCGCUAAACGUGAACAAGAGAAGCGUGGACAGGGAUCUUGAUGUAUACCGCAACCUGCUCUCGAAACUUGUCCAGGCAAAGGAGUUAAUCAAGGAAUAUGUCGAGAGGGAGAAGAAGAAGCGAGAAGAACGAACAGAGUCGCAGAAGGCUAGUGAGGCCGUCAAGAACUGCUUGGGACAGCCUACCUAUGUAGGGCAGAUGUAGACCAAACUGAGUAAAUGGCUCCACAACGGUUAUUUAUAAUUCCUUCCUCUUUAAUUCGAGGAUAGAGUUGAAGUGUGAGUUUUCACAGCAUUGGAACUGGUCUUCGUUGCAAAUAUUGUGGGCUUGCAAUAUUCAGAUCAGUUCUGUUUCCUAUGGGAAAAGAAUGAAUAUAGGAUUACCCCUCAGGAUCUUGUUUAUAAUUGGUCUUCCAUUUUGCUGCUCCAACUCUCUACACAGAGUGUAAGAACUUAAAAUUCAACUGUUAAGAUACUCUCUUGUUAUGAUGCCUUUCUUCUUCACUGUUUUGGAGUUAUUUUUGUUAAUGACAUUAACAAUGUGAGAUAGAUAUCUUAAGCAUUGGUUUAUUUUCUUCUUGACAUUGGCAAUGCUUGAUUGAUGAAUCCAAGGAGGAUGGCAAUGGGGCGGGUUUCUUUAUACUAUCCCCAUCCCCAUUUUCAAAUACUCAAACUCAUACUCGCCUCAUACCUAUAUUUUCAAAUAUUCAAAAAACAUUCUCCGCAUGGGCAUGAGGCGAGUAUGGGUCUGACUCAUACUCGCCUCAUACCCAUAUUUUCAAAUAUUCAAAAAACAUUCCCUGCAUGGGUAUGAGGCGAGUAUGGGUGUCAAACCCAUACUCGCCUCAUACCCAUGCGGGGAUGUUUUGCAAACCCAUCUUCAUACCCGUGGAUUUCGGGUACCCAUGGGUAAUACCCAUACCCGUACAUCUAACAUUAUUAUACCUAAAACUUACAAGAAAAGUUUUAAUUAUAACUAUAAACAAACCUAUUAUGUCAUGAAGUCAACAAAACAAAGUCAUUUUCUUAAUAUAGUUCAAAGAAUAUU